AGAAGGGGAUGCGGGAGGAAGAAGGGGAUGCGGGAGGAAGAAGGGGAGUGCGGUAAUGUCACCCGGCGCCGGCUCCCUCUCUGGCCGCCUGGCUUUUUCCUGCCUGCGUGGCCGGGGGACCUGACGGCCGGCCGCCCGGCCCCUCGCCCCGCCGUGCCUGCCCCCGUGCCCACCGGGGGGCCGCCUUUGGCUGGUCUCGGGCUCCCGUGCCAUGUUCUUGGAGCCUCUCUCCCCAAGCCUCGGGCUGGGAGGGGGCAGGAAUGUGCAUCCUUUCUGCUUCCUCCAGCACAAACGGCGGCGCCCAGAAUUCAUUUCCACGCUCUCCAAGUGGGUGCACUGGCAGGGCUGCCUCGGGGUUCGCAGGCUUCCCUCCGAGUUAGGGGGGACCGGAUUGACCCCGACAGCCCGCGUCCCUCCCUUUCAAAAGGGACAAAGACGGGCUCUGGGUGCAAGUGGCGGCCAAACUCUGCCGUAUGCCCAGUCACUUGUCCUAAGCCUCAGUCUCUCUGGCCCGGACCCGACCCCCCGCGAUGACUGGGGGGGGGAGGGGACGUGGGUCUCCGGGCCUGGGCUCCCCCUCCGGCUCCCCUGACCUUCCGGGAGGGAAAAGCGAGCCAGGUCUAUUUGGCCACCCUCCCCCGGGCAGAGGCCCCCAAGUUGGAGAGCGUGUGGGGGCUGAGGCUCGGCCGCCACGGGACUCUGCGAGAGCCCCGAAGGGAGGCCGAGGUGUUCCCCACUCCGCCGGAGGCCGGCCGUCGGCCUGUUGCUCCCCAGCCUCCCUCCCUCGCACUUCCCCAGCGGCGCCCCCUCCUCCUCGGCCCUCCCCCUGACGUCCUCAGGGUGGGGCUGGCGGGUGCAGAUGCAGGCUCGGAGCCAGGCCGGCCUUUUGCCUCCCCGAGGCUUUGCUGUAAACAGCUCCUCGAGUCCGGAGCACACGGAUUUUCAAGUUUUUUCCCUACUAUCCCUAGCCCCGCUAGUGAGCUUAAUGGCCGGAUCGGGAGAGAACAUGUUGUCAGCAGAUCAUUACCCUCAGGGCUCCAGGGAAGUGGGAUUUUACUGGCUGGAGCUAAUUGGCAGAAUAAGGCAACUUACUGCCCAUCAAAUCCCAUUACCGAUGCAGGCAGAGACUGGGCCGGGGACGGGACUGGGCCGGGGACUGGCAGGCUGGGGGCUCCUCGGGCUGCCACUGGUGCAGCAGGCUAGGCUGUGGCCCGGCAGCCCGGUUGCCCACUAAGAAUCCUCUCGGCUCUGGGCUCACCGGCCCUCCCUCCCUGCCCUUGGCCCUCCCUCUGCAGUGCCUUAGCUCAGAUUGAUUUUUGUCCUGUCUGGCCCCGGGCCGGGCCGUUGGCUCCUCCGAUGCCCGGCUUGGGCUUCUCUGGAGUGCCAGGUUUCAAAGCCCUGGAGAGACCCGGGGAGAUUUUAGGGAGGAGACCCUUCCAAGCAGGGUGUGGAGAAGGCUCUGCCUCCCUCAUCCCCAGUGCCAUCUCUCUGGUUUGGGCCACCCAGCCCCGAAUCUCUGAUGGAUCGGAUAGAGCAUUGCCCAAGAGCCCCAGAGAAGGAAAAGAGCCGGUGCCCGAGCUGCUGCCUGUGACCCUGGCCCCGGCCACCCUCCUGCUCUCGCAUUCACCCUUUCCUCGGGCCGACGCUCACACUCCUUUCUGUGGGGGUGCCUGAGUGGGUUCCCACAUAUCUACUCAGCCUCCCGGGCCAGAGAUCUGAGCUGGGAGGAUUCCUCUCGGCCAUCUCUAGAAUACCGACUGACAGUCAUUUUGGUGAGGGAGAACGUUCCUAUUCUCUCCUAGAACACGGUAUACCACUAGUGGGCAUUCUCUCCACGAUGGCAAAGGGGAGGGCCGGGGAUAUAGCAAAAUUUGCUUUGAGGUCUGGUUCCUCACAUCCUAGGUAUCGUACCUCUUCUACCCGAGCUCAGAACACUACACCAAUUUGGCUUCUCUGGCCAGCCUACUUUCUUCCCCCUGUCAGGGACGGGGAAACAGGUACUCUGAGCUCCGUUUGGUUUGCCAUCCCUGAAAUAGGUUGGGUUUGCAGAGUGGUUACCCCCAGCAGCUACUGAUUUCCUCUUGCCAGUCUAGGCUUGCAGUUCUGCUAUCUGCCACCAAAUGGGUAGACCCACACCAAUGACUGAGAUCUCCAAGAUAAUGUACAUGAGCUGGCUAAUUACCGCUUUUUACUAAUAAAAGAACAGGAUGACUGAGAGAGCAGAUCCCUCCAAGAGAUGAGUGACACAUACUUCCAAAGAGUCACAAUCUUUCAGUGAGGGCAUCCUAACAAAGGAGAUCAAAAGCCUUACGAAGCCUCGGGAGAUGGAUCUCGUGAGUGGUUUUGAGCCCAAACCUUCAUCCCCCGGUAACUGACCUGCUGCUGCUGAGCCGCCCUCGCGUUUUGCCGGGCUGGUCUGCCGACCGCAAGGAGCGUGGUCUGUGGCCAAGCCGGUAGACGAACCCUUCCCGGACGGGAGGUUCUUCACAGCAACUGUUCCAACCCUCUUCAUCUUUCUGCAAGCUCUCUCAACAAGGGACCUCUUCUCCUUUACUGAGAGAAUAAAUCAGCCAUCUCCCAAAUGGGGCUAUCCCACCAAGGGUUGUGGGCCCUGCCACAUCAGCUGUACGCAUGCCAUGAGAAAACCCUUCCCUCAGAUCACCUUGCUGGCUGGCGCGCUAUGGGGACUCUGGUAACUGACCCAAUCAGGACAGACUCCGACAGUGCCGAGGAAUAUGACUAUGACUACCUUGGUGUCAACAAGACUUGGGUCCUGACUCCCAGGGCCCAAGAGACUGAUGCCACCCAGAUCUUGAAUACCCUUCUGAAGGAUUAUGACAGCAAGCUGAGGCCUGACAUUGGAAUCAAGCCUACGAACAUUGAUGUUGAUAUCUAUGUGAACAGCAUUGGGCCUGUUUCUGUCAUCCAGAUGGAAUACACCAUUGACAUCUUCUUUGCCCAGAGCUGGUAUGACCGCCGCCUCCGCUUCAACAGCACCUUAAAAGGCCUAACUCUAAACAGCAACAUGGUAAGCCGCAUCUGGAUCCCCGACACCUUUUUCCGGAACUCUAAGAGGGCCGACUCGCACUGGAUCACCACCCCCAAUCAACUGCUGCGCAUUUGGAACGACGGGAAGGUUCUCUACACCCUUAGGCUGACCAUAGAGGCUGAAUGUCUCCUCCAGCUCCAGAACUUCCCAAUGGACACUCAUUCUUGCCCUCUCAUCUUCUCUAGCUAUGGUUAUCCAGCUGAAGAGAUUGUUUACCGUUGGAGACGCUACUCCAUUGAAGUGUCUGACCAACGCUCCUGGAGGCUCUACCAGUUUGACUUUACUGGACUGCGAAACACAUCUGAAGUCCUUCGGACUGGUGCUGGAGAUUACAUGGUCAUGACGGUUUCUUUUGACCUAAGCCGGCGGAUGGGCUACUUUGCCAUUCAGACCUACAUCCCUUGCAUUUUGACUGUGGUGCUCUCCUGGGUUUCCUUUUGGAUCAAGAGAGACUCCACUCCGGCUAGGACCUCUUUGGGGAUCACCACUGUGCUCACCAUGACCACCCUGAGCACUAUUUCUCGCAAGCACCUCCCUCGCGUCUCCUACAUCACCGCCAUGGACCUCUUUGUCUCUGUGUGCUUCAUCUUCGUCUUUGCCGCCCUGAUAGAGUACGCCACCCUCAACUAUUUGGUGGGGAACAGGAGGCUGCUGGCGGGUGGCAACACCCGAAGAUCCAGACCCCGUCCUGCCAGCACCCUGGCCAGUGCCAGUGCCAUUGCCAGUGCCCGGGCCAGCCCCAGGGCCAGCCCCCUUGCCGGUGCCAGUCUUAGUGCCACUCUUGGUACCAAUCUCGGUGCCACCUCUGGCCCUACUCUUUGUGGCAGUGCUGGUGCCAGUCUUGGUGCCAAUGCCACUUUCGGUACUGGUCCUGGAGCCGCUUUCAGCGCCGGUCCUGCCACCGCCUUUGGCGCCAGUCCCAGAGCCACCUUUGGCGCUGGUCCCGCAGCCGCCUUCGGUGCCGGUCCCGGAGCCGCCUUCGGCACCGGCCCUGCCACCGCUUUCGGCUCCGGUCCUGCCGCCGCUUUCGGCACUGGUCCUGGAGCCGCCUUUGGUGCCGGUGCCACUUUUGGUGCUAGUCCUGGUGCCGCUUUCGGUGCUAGUCCUAGCCCCACUUUUGGUGCCAGUACUGGUGCUAGUGUCACCGGCAUGCCCGCCUUCACUGCCAUCACCAUCACCAGCAGCAUGCCCUGGGUCCCGGAUCGAGGAGAGGAAGAAGAGGAUGAUGACGAUGAGGAAGAGGAAGAACAAGAGGAGAACACCUGCUGCCCAGGCAAAGAGUGCCAGCAGUUCUUCUGCUGCAUUGAAGAUUGCCAGAGGGGUACCUGGAGGGAAGGCCGUGUCCGCAUCCACAUUUCCCGCCUGGAUACCUACUCUCGCGUCUUCUUCCCCACUGCGUUCCUGCUGUUCAACAUCGUGUACUGGAUCGCCUAUCUGUAUCUCUAAAUGCCCUGUCUACAUGGGGAGAGGCUGCCGAUGACGAUCCGGAGGGGCCUCCCAAUUGUGGCUAAGGGGAAAGAAGCAGCUGGAAAUGUUGUUGUAUUGUAUCUUUUUUGCUAUUCCCCAGCUAACCCUUCCUAGAUCUUGCUUUUGCUCGAUCUCGACUGCCUCCUCGUCCCCUGGGGUGACCCAGACACCUCCUAAGAAGGCUCCUUGGGCCCUUUUCCCUCUCUUGUCAUUUCUUGAACUCGGCUGAUAGAACCUGGGUUGAUAAGCCCCAGGCGUCUCAUGUGAUUUAGAAUAAGGACUUGGAUUUGAAUUCUAGUUCUUCCACUUACUACCUAGAUGACCUUGGACAAGUAAUUGCCUCACUUCUCUCUUCUGUGCAAUUAGGGAUCGGGAUCAGAUGGCCUUUGAUGUUUGGGAUCUGGCAAAUGAAGGUCUUGGUCUAGGGCGGUGAACCACAGGUUUUGAGAUAGAUAGAAGAAACCUCGGAGGCCAUUUUGUCCAAUCCCCUCAUUCUACAGAGGAGAAAAUGAGGUCCCAAAGAGGAGAACGGUCUGCCCAAAGUUAUCCAAGUAGUAAGUAAGUAGCAGAGAUUCAGACCUUGGUCUUCCACCUCCAAACCCAUCACUGUCCCCACUGCCCCAUGUCCCUUCCUGCUCAGACAGUCUAGAGUCUUGAGGUCACAAGUAAUCAGAAGCAGAGAGGAGCCCAGAGAAGGGCCUCCUGAGAAUUCAGGAACAAGAAGCCAGGAGAAGCUGCACUUGCAGCUGUUUUGGGGUGAGCACACCGCUUUACUUCUGAGGUCAAAAGACAAGAAGGUGCAGGGUCAUUGGCAUGUCACUGAGGCGGGCUACUGGGCGCUUUGCUCUUGGCACUGCCUGGGUCCCACCGAGGGACUUCCAGCUGAAGGGUUCUCACCUAUCACUUUCCAAAAUAAUCAUUUGUUCCCUCACUGUGUUCCUAAAACAAACCGUGCACUCUAGUCUUGAGGAUUUGAGGUUCUCAGAGCCCAGCUCCCCACAGUUCUCCUCAGAAUCAGAUGAUUCAGAUGGUGAACACCUCAGGUCCUUUCCAAUCAUGAAGCUCAUCCUGCUAUCCCAGGUGCCUCCACCCAUUUGAGAUCCUUUGAGCAUCUCCCUCUGAGGGAGGCAGGGUAGGGAUCAUUCUCCCAUUUUCGAGACAAGGAAACUGAAGCCAGAUGAGAGGAAGCCCCAUAGUUGAGGCGAUGGCUCGUGAGGUCAGUGGCAUCGUGGGGCAUGCAGACACCUGGAACCAUUUGCAAUGCCUCAGCAUGGUGUGGAUACCACAGCGGCCAACCUUCUGAGACAGCAGCGGGGCCAGGUAUCUGGAGAGUUCAGAGUCUGGUCGGCAGUCACUUAAGCUCCUGGACUGAGGCCGUGAAGUAAGUGCCAACCUGCCUGAGUAGCACAAUGAGAUGCCCAUUUCAGCACCGACCAGGGCACAACCCAAGUCCAACCCUUGUAUAGUGCCUCUGCCGAGACAGAGUGACACACAACACCCCGUCACAUUUUGCAAGGGUCCCAAUCGAAGCUUUAUGUCUGAUAGAGUCACCCAAAUAGCCUCCUCUGGCUCUGGGCCCCCCCAGCAGUGACCUUGGAUGAUCCCUACCGCUUUAAGCUGUGAAAGAAACGUAUUGGUGUAUUUAUGUUGUUGUCAUGGGGUGGGGGGUGGGGGGUGGGCAAAGAAACCAGUCUGCUUUCUUACAACUAAAUGUCAGGGCAAAAUAUUAAAUGUGUUAUUGAAG
Messenger RNA from Sarcophilus harrisii (Tasmanian devil), 6260 nucleotides. It is a transcript of the gene GABRE, whose product is annotated as gamma-aminobutyric acid type A receptor subunit epsilon. The transcript is spliced from 11 exons. Bases 2582 to 4495 code for a protein of 637 amino acids. Gene Ontology annotation, cellular component: dendrite membrane; postsynapse; GABA-A receptor complex. NCBI's taxonomy places the organism in Eukaryota, Metazoa, Chordata, Mammalia, Dasyuromorphia, Dasyuridae. The record is from RefSeq and is a predicted model, not a curated record. Gene Ontology annotation, molecular function: transmitter-gated monoatomic ion channel activity involved in regulation of postsynaptic membrane potential; GABA-A receptor activity; inhibitory extracellular ligand-gated monoatomic ion channel activity. Gene Ontology annotation, biological process: signal transduction; nervous system process; regulation of postsynaptic membrane potential.